This is a messenger RNA of Mya arenaria, 5302 nucleotides long. Its product is annotated as dynamin-1-like protein. Gene Ontology annotation, cellular component: microtubule; membrane; mitochondrion. The transcript is spliced from 17 exons. The record is from RefSeq and is a predicted model, not a curated record. The coding region runs from base 55 to 2175 and encodes 706 amino acids. Gene Ontology annotation, biological process: mitochondrial fission. Lineage: Eukaryota; Metazoa; Mollusca; Bivalvia; Myida; Myidae. Gene Ontology annotation, molecular function: GTP binding; microtubule binding; GTPase activity.
UUGAAAUCGGAAGCUGCGACCGGGGAUAUAAUAAAUUACAGAUGAUUUUAUAAAAUGGAAGGUCUUAUACCCGUAAUAAACAAGCUUCAAGAUGUGUUCAACACCGUUGGGUCAGAGACAAUACAAUUACCACAAAUUGUUGUAAUUGGUAGCCAGAGUGCAGGUAAAAGUUCGGUCCUUGAGAGUUUGGUUGGGCGGGACUUUCUGCCGCGUGGCACAGGAAUUGUUACCAGGAGGCCCCUCAUCCUUCAGCUUAUACAGAUAACAAAAGAUGACACAGAGGCAAGAACUCUGGAUAAUGGAGAAGUUAUCAAGGCAGAGGAAUGGGGAAAAUUCUUUCACACCAAAAACAAAGUCUACACUGACUUUGAUGAGAUUCGAGACGAAGUUGCAAAUGAAACUGACAGAAUGGGAGGAACAAACAAGGGUAUAUGUUUGGAGGCAAUCAGCCUGAAGAUCUACUCCCCUCAUGUGAUUAGCCUUACACUUGUGGACUUGCCGGGAAUGACCAAAGUUGCAGUGGGCGACCAGCCUGAAGAUAUUGAACAACAGAUCCGGGACAUGUGUCUGACCUACAUAGGGAACCCCAACUCAAUAAUCCUAGCAGUGACAGCAGCUAACACUGACAUGGCCACAUCUGACGCCAUCAAACUGUCCAAAGAAGUGGACCCAGAUGGUCGUCGGACACUGGCGGUGGUGACCAAGCUGGACUUGAUGGAUGCAGGGACGGAUGCCAUCGACCUCCUGUGUGGGCGGGUCAUACCAGUCAAACUGGGCAUCAUAGGGGUGGUUAAUCGCAGCCAGGCAGACAUCAAUAAGAGAAAGGAUAUGAGAGAAGCAUUGAAGGAUGAGGCAUCAUUUCUACAGAAACGUUACCCAAGUCUAGCAAACAGAAAUGGCACUGCAUACUUAGCAAAAACACUUAAUAGGUUGCUAAUGCAUCACAUACGAGACUGUUUGCCUGAGUUAAAGACGCGGGUGAACAUACUUAUAGCACAGUUCCAGUCAUUGUUGAACAGUUUCGGUGAACCCAUAGAAGAUAAGAGUCAAUUAUUACUACGGGUCAUCACUAGAUUUGCCUCUGCCUACUGUAGCACAAUCGAGGGGACAUCACGCAAUAUUGAGACUACUGAACUAUGCGGAGGAGCUAGAAUAUGUUACAUAUUUCACGAAACAUUUGGGAGAACGUUAGAAUCUAUAGAUGCAUUAGGUGGAUUAGCUACCAUGGAUAUUCUUACUGCAAUAAGAAAUGCUACAGGUCCUCGGCCGGCACUAUUUGUACCCGACAUCAGUUUCGAGCUGCUUGUGAAGCGACAGAUCAAGCGUUUGGAGGAGCCAAGUUUGCGGUGCGUGGAACUUGUACAUGAAGAGAUGCAGAGGAUAAUACAGCACUGCGGCACACAGCAAGAGAUGUUGAGAUUCCCAAAACUACAUGACAGAAUUCUAGAUGUUGUCACACACAUGUUGCGUAGACGACUGCUUCCAACUAACACUAUGGUGGAGAACCUAGUGGGUGUAGAGCUUGCUUACAUUAACACAAAACACCCGGACUUCCAUGAGGCCCAGAUGAUUCACAGGGCUGUCACCAAUGACCAUGAAGGCGUCAAGCACUUACAGAGAGAGCUGCAACAGAAACAGACACUACAACAUAUAGAGGAGAAAGAAAACAGGGCCCCUUCUCCAGCCCAAGAUGCUAGUUCCUCUGGUGGUAAUAUGAAGAUCGGGAAGAGGAGCCAGACUGAUGGUGAUGGUGCCCAAGGAGAGUCUCUCCCUAGGAGUCUUCCGAGUAGUGCUGUACCUUCACCUGCACACAGCAGGAAAGGCAUCAACCUGCUACCUGAGGUGGCAAAUGGAGCCCAGAGUCGGAAGCUCACGAGGCGGGAGGAAGCUGAGUGUGAACUGAUCAAGAGGUUAAUCAAGUCCUACUUCAUGAUCGUUCGUAAGAACAUUCAGGACACGGUGCCCAAGUCCAUCAUGCACUUCCUGGUAAACUACAUUAAGGACAACCUACAGAGCGAGCUUGUAAGCCAGCUGUACAAGAAGGAAGAGAUUGACGUCCUCCUGGAGGAGUCUGAACACAUCGCAAACAGGCGAAUAGAGGCUCAGGAGAUGGUACAGGCUUUACAGAAGGCAAGCCAUGUGAUAGGGGAAAUCAGAGAGACGCAUUUAUGGUGAUACAUGGAAACAUUGGUAUUAGUGUUGUGUAACCGUGAAACAAGAAUAAGGGUGACAAAUACACAGCUGCAGCAGCACACAGUUGUGGGCCUUGACACAAUGGUGAAACACUCAACAUGCUGGGCACAGAUAAUCUUGCCUGAUUGUGGUUCGGUUAUCUGUUUAGCUGCUAUUUUAGUGCUAACAAAUGUCUUCAAAUUGCAAUACACUAUUAUAUGUAUUUGAAAUGUAUUGUAAAUUAAGUGAUAAUAUGACAUUAAGAUAUUGACAUAUAUUUGAAGAGGAUAUUCAAUGAAAUAUACACAGAAGAAUAUAUGAUUGUAAUGUUUAUUAUUGCAUGACAUUUUGAAAUUGAUAAUUCAAUAUGGAUUUCAAAAAUCAAAUAAGGUUGAUUCAAAUUCAAUGUUUUCAAAUGAUAACUAAUAAUUGCAAUCAGAUAUUUAAUCAAUAACUUCAAUUACUGUAUAAACCUGUCUAGAAGUAUAGCCGAAAAUAUCUGAUAUAAUGAUAAACCUGUUAUUUCUUGCAUGUUAAGUAAUGGAAAUGGGUGAUGGUCGCAGAGUUGAAAAACACCAAAGUAUAAACUUAUACUUCACAUAGUAAACUCAAUGUAAAUAUCAUUCAUGAUGUAUUAUAAUGCAUUUAUGCUAGAUGGAUUUUUAUAGCUGUUCAUAAAAUAUAACUAUUCUUCUCCGUUUCUUUUAAAGUUAAUAUGCAUUAGUUUUGUUGAAUAUUGGAUAAAUGAUAAUACCGGUACAUUAAGAACCCAAUUGACGAAUGAUUAUAUACACGUAAGUUCUUGUCCGUGCAGUGAGCAGCUGGCAUCUUUAUGUGAUGUUUCAGUGUGUCUCAUUAAGAAGUGUUCAAAAUAAUGGAUAUAGCGUGAAUGAUUUGAUGCAUCAGAGGAUAAUUAUACUUCUUUUUUCUUUAAUGAUUGAAAUGGGGAUUUUUGUUAAAGAUAUAAUCUAAUUCAUAAGGCAUUUUCCAUGUUUUUGUCCAGUGAUUAUUCCAGCUUUAUAUUGAUGUGCAGGGUAUUUUUGUGAAAAAAAAUAGUGAUGGGCAGACCAGGGCUAUUUUAUGUAUUUAUAAAAGAGGAGUUCAAUUUCUUGAGUAAUUUAGAAACUUCGCUUGGAAUGUUUUGACACUCUUGAAAAAGAACCAUUUUGAAGUAUACGUAAAAAGAAUAUAGUGGGGUCAUCAGUCAGAUUAGCCGCCAUACCGAGCUUGAGCUUGUCUGAUGAUUCAGCUACAUUAGUCUACUAAACUAGUCUGAAGUUGAAACUUUUCAUACGCAUGAUUUGUGAAUUUAUUUCAACUUGUGUUCCAUAUGGCAAUUUUGGUGAUUUUUUUUACUAUCAUUUGACUGUAUAAAUACAUGAUUGUGUACUUUGUGUACAGAUUUUCAUUGUUACAAAUUUAUAAACUUUUUGUUAGUUACUAAUGGUAGUAAGUGUUUAAAAUUUACUAAUUAUGUGAGUGUGGCCUUCUACAAAUUGGUCUUUUUUUUCUGUUAAGUAAGCCUGAUAAUCUUAUUAAUCGUAUUUAAGGAAAGUUAAUGAAAUAAGGUAACAUUAUAUACCUUUUUGCGACGUUUUUCAGUGAAAUAAGACAGGCCUACGUUUAGAUAUGAAGGUUGAAAAAUAAACACCUAAUAUACAUGGGUGAAAGUUUUCCGUAUUAAUACGGAAUUCCGUAUUUUCGGUCUUCUCAGGGGUCAUUUUUCUAAAUCGUGUAAAUCCGGGGAGUUUUUCGCGGGGUGGAGGGGGUACCCCAAACCCCAUUAUCAGCAUCGCGAUCUACUUAAAAUCGAAAAUAAAACCAAGUUAAAUUUUCUGGUUUCCCAAUUUCGUUCUAUAAAUAGCGUUGCCAUAAGUGAUAAAAUUCUGUCGGCGAUAUCAGCCGAACGUUUCCGAAAAUAGUCGUUUCUUUUCGUAAACAAGAAUUGUCAUUCCAAUCUUCUCCGAAAAACCUCGGCAGUUUCCGCGCCAACAAAAACUUGGAUGGCGGAAAAAGCCGAUUUUCGCCGAAUAUUUAUAGUCAGUAUCCUUUACGACUUUUAUGACAUACCGCAAAUUGGAGGCAAAAAUAAACAAUGAAAUAAAUCGAAAUACUGCUGUCAAAAUUGAACAAUGAAGUUUGUAUCCCCAGGGUAUAAUACUAAAGAGCUUGAACAGCCCAAGGGUGUGAAAUGGUCCGAUUGGUAACUUGAUAAAAAUUCAAUACACAAUUCAAUAUAAAUCUUUAAUUGUAUUCUACUUUUCAUUUUUUAACCUUUAUUGAAUGAGUUAAAUGUAUUCUUGAUUAAUGAGCAAGAAUUGAAGUAUUGAGGGAUGUUUCUGUCAGGGGCCUUAUGUACAUGUAUGUUGACAAAAGCUGCCAGAAAUAUUAUAAAUAUACAACAUAGAUUUGAUUGAUUAAAAGACAGGAAAGGCUUUGAAAUGUGUCAACAGUUUGUACUCUGACCAACUUUCAGCUGUGAUUACGUUAUUGUGCUAUUCUGUCAUCAUUUUGAGCAAGUCUUUAUUAAAAGUUAUAUCUGGUACUUAAUUAAAAUAAACUCUUAACAAAUUUUAUGAUAUUUUCGUAAAAUCAUCCACUAAAAUGUUUCAUCACUUCCUAAUACAAUUAUGUACAUUAUUUUAUUUAAUUGUGUAAAAAAUACAUUUUUAUUUGGUCUUUCAAGUAUUUAAACACAUUUAUUUAAAGGCCUGUUUUUUGGUAAUAGAAUUGAUAGAUUAUGAAUAUUAAUAUUGUUCUAAAAUUUAAAAAAAUGCCCGAUUUUUUUUUGUAUUUAUUAGAAUUAUGUAAAGGUUGUUUUCACUUUAUGUCAUAUUUAACCUAGCUUUUCCUGCAAGUAAUAUCAGAGAUCAUGUUCUCCUUGAGAAAGUGAAUUCAUGUAUUAAUGAUCUAUUGUUUUAUACAACAUGCUUUUUUUCUUUGUACAAAAUGCCUGUACAUUGUAAUUUAUUCCUGAUUGAAACUGAAAAAGUGCUGUUGUUUCUGAUAAAUAUUGUUGUUCAAUUUUAGCAAGUAUUACUUUGCUCACAUGCUGUCAUAAUAUUUCAUCAUUGUCUGUUUGGUAUUGAACAGAAUUUGUAUACAAUCAAAUAAACUUUUCAACUACUGA